Spirometra erinaceieuropaei is the source of this 10199-nucleotide messenger RNA. Lineage: Eukaryota; Metazoa; Platyhelminthes; Cestoda; Diphyllobothriidea; Diphyllobothriidae. The record is from the annotation of a GenBank genome assembly.
AUGAUGAGGCCGCUCUCAGAAUGUGAGUUCGGGGUACACGCAUUUACACACAAGUUUGUGUGCAUUAAGCUUUAUAGAAUGCCUCUUUAAAUGCCGUGGAAAAAUCAAUAAUUCAGUCAGCUACUGUUAUCAGAGACAGAAAGAUGAACUGCUGCGUGCAACUUAUGUAAUUUUGGAAGUCCUGCAGGUAAGGAUCGGGUGAAGGACCCCAAGCAUCUGUGGCAUACAAAGAAUGCCUACCAUACUUAUUUUAGUGGGUUUUCGCUCGACGCGAUUACUUCGGUUUGGUGUUUCAUCGUACAAGGUUGGGUCGUCUGUUGCCCACGGUCUGGUGCAUUACCUGCAAUGAUCUCGGCUCAGAGAGCUGAUAGACACUCGUUGUAGACACUUAAUUUUUACUUUUUUUAAUUGUUCCGCAUAAUUUCGAUUGCUGUGUGUCAAUGCAGUUAAACUUUUCCGCCCGAAAAACGAAUUUAUCAAUUACCUAUACUUAUUUUGCCAUUCAUCUAUGCAUACAUAGGCCCCGCCCGUAAAACCCCUAUUACCACACUUCCCGUAAAGCAGACACCUUUGACUGGUCCUGUGUGUUUGGGGUCCUUCACCCGAUCUUUGCCGUCCUGCACAAAGAAACGCCGAUCUAUUCCGCCAGCAGCACAUUGUCAGGGGGUGAAAGGCCACGUAUGAUUCCAAGUCUUGUGUUUUCUACACCUCGAUGCGCUGGGAAAAUUCCCCUCGGAGUGUCGGUAACAAAAGGGAUCUGUUCGACUGAGCGACGUGUCAGUGAAGCGUGCACCGCUGUUCCCAAAAUACCUCAGCGACCAACUUGUCCCCCUGGCCACGAGUGGGGACAUUAGGGGGUCGACGCUCGCACGAACAAAUGGGCCGCGCCAGCAUGUACAUCGGCCGGGCGUACCCCGGGCCAGCAGGAGCGCUAGCUGAUAGUCAGAAGCAAAGGGUGGCCACAGAUGCGCUGGCGAGUCAGAGGUGGGGCUACGUGUCGGCAUGCGAGGGCAGUCGGGAGUGCGUCUGCGGGCCCACUGUUCCAAUUCACAGCAGGCCUUUUCGAAAAGUACUUUUCUUUCACGCUCCAUUAGCUGUGGAGCUGCGGGUGCGUGGUAGUGAGCGUCGGCCGCGUCCGUUUUUCGCAUCCCCCCCACCCUCCCCCCAAGACGACCUGGGACAUGCAAGGAUGCAGCAUCUGCACAGGUGAUGCGUUAAGAGGUGCAGCUGGGGAAGGUGCCCACUGACGGGGAUAACUCGAUCCCCUCAGGGCUCAGAGUCAAACUGCAAUGGCUCCUUAAUGCGGCCUUUAUGAAAUCCUCACCCACGUGAGAUCCGAGUUGUCCCUCCUGGUACAUGCAGUGGAGACACAGACGUAUGUGGCACGUCCAGGAGGGCUAUUUAGAUUUGUCCGAAAUUGCGUCCGCGUCCGCCUCACGGCGAUUGACGUUGUUUUGUUAUGGGAGCAAGAUGGGCGAGGGGGGAGAGCCAGAGAGAGCGCAGCUGGUGCCGCGUCAGACUGCCUCACUAUAAACUAAUUCGCGCCCAAAUCACCGGCCCUACGCCCAUUCACAUUCUCGUACACUUGAAAGCAGCUUAGGGCACCGCAUUAGGCAGCUUUCAUUUAUUGACAAGACGCUCACCCUUGUCUUUGUCGGUAGGGCCAUUCUGUCUAUAUCAUGCGCCGCUGUGCGGCUGCUGGCGAGGCUCGAGAGAGAGCUCCAAGGCACAAGGCGGGACGAGUGUGCUCCAUAGCACGAUCGGUGAGCGCCCUUCUACCAUUGUAUACACCUGAUCGCAACCGACAGGACAGCGAGUCCCUGACUCAGUUGCUAGGAGCGUUGGACUUCUAACUAACAGUUCACGGGAUCGAGCCGCAGGUGUUCCACUCUUCGGGGCUGGGUGUGGCUGGCUGACGAAGGCUAAUAAGCCAGAAGUGGGCACCCCAGUCCCCUUGUCUUUGUCGGUAAUGGUAUUCUGCUAGAGAGUGGUUUAGUUUUCUGUAAACCGAUGGUCUUCCAGGCCACGACUUCUAAGAUGUCAUGAUCGUCCGAAGGCACUUUGGUUAGAUCAGAGUCCAUCAACUCUGUUCGCAGUCGGUGUCAUUUCCUGCUGUAAGGUUUUGCUGACGAUAGUAGGUUAAUUCGAAUGGAUAUAAAGUGGUGCACAGUGGAUGAGCAGCAAUUUCACCUUCGUCCUGCCCGCCAAUCAACGCGUUGUCGAUUCCUCGUCUUCUCAUUCACCCGGUCAACCCUCCUCGUCGCUGAUUUUGAAACCUUCACUCGGGUUCGAUGCCUUGACUCCAACCACUUUAAGGAUUAUGUCCGAAGACGAAUGGUCAUCAAAAUUAAAAUUUGGUCACUAGCCCCGCCUAGUUUUCUUGCUCGUCUUUCACCGCCCUCACCAUUAUUCUAAAGUACCUACGUUGCUUAUAAGUAAGCAGCCGUAAAUCAAACAGCUCGUUUGAGGAUUAACCUCCGCUGAAGGUCUUGUUCGCGCUAUCCGUUUUCGUCUAUUUCUGACGAUGAGCUAGACUGAAAGUACAGGACGUCGAAAAAAUAAAACUGUGGGUCCAGCAAGCUUUACCCCUUAAAAUUCAAUGGCCAAAGAAUCUCGAUUUUAAUUCCAGGCUGUAAAUAUCUGGGGCUGGGUAUGGUCGGCUGACGAUGGCUAAUAAGCCAGAAAUGGCCACCUCAGUCAUUGCCGUCUGCGAGGGCUCUAGAUUGAGCCCCAAGUUGACAGGGAGUGAGCAUGUUCCGGGGUUCAAAUCUCUAGUUAUCUAAACCUGGAAUUGGCUUUGGUUGGCUAGCGACAACAAGGACUAAGAUGAUUUCGCGUGAUUGCCUUGCUGAGGAGGUCACAGAAACAGAAGUCAUCGCUAGGUCCCAUGUCGAGAUGCUGGUCGGUAAGAAGCAGGGUACACCUAACAAACGCGACUAUAAGCCUGCAGCUUUCCGUUGAUAAAAUUUGUCGGAUCCUUCGGGCGACGGUCACGUUUCUGAAUUUCAAGGUGCCCAUGAAGCUUUCAGUAGUCAUUUCCUGUUUCGAUUAUCCUGAGUCGGUGAGCAUAAGGAACGGUUUCUGCAUCUCAUAAUUAUCAAAACCUCCCAAUGUAGACAAGUCUGCAUAAAUUUUGCCCUUGUAAUGCGUCCUCGAAAGUUAAUUUGGUAGGACAAGGAACUGGGUGUCCCGCUCCCUAUGUGACAGAUGGUUUUGCGCUAAAUUUCAGGCGGUCCUUAUUCCCGUCUUCCAGUCCUAAUCCUCCCCCUGGAAUUUAGCGCAAUACGGGAGGGAGGGGACACCUAAUCCCGUGCCCCACCGUUGUUUUGUACGUACAGUAGGUGGGCUAACUCAUGAAGUAUCAACCGAAAUUCCGCAAUGCGUUUUCGUUUCGAAAAGAUUAAUUAAGUAGGGUUGUAAAAGUAGUCAGCCUGCAACAUAAUUCUAUAAUAAUUCAGCUGCCUCAGGAUGCCGGCUUUCGAAUGAAGUUCCUUCCGGCUGCAUGCAAAAACUAUGCUCUGUGAAAAAUCACUGCUUAAGUAGCAUGACUUUUUCUCAUUGAUUUUCGAUGUCCCUAAAUAUCCAAUUAUAUUUCAUAGAAAACAUGAACAAAAAUAUUCAUUCUUCCGCUCAUUCGGCAGCAAAUUACGUCUUUUUCCAAUCUUAUACUCGAAGGAAGGGUAUAAUUCGGUUUUCAAAAACUCUUCUAAUUUCCGAAUAAUUUUGAACCCGCUCUGCCGUCACACUUGCAUUCAGGGUUUCCAACCUACAAGCCAUGUAUUUUCCACGUACGGAAAACCAAUCAUUUCUCUACAGUAUUGAGAGGAGACCAUGUGGGGUUCAUAAAAUUUAGCAUUGGAUUUGAUCCAUCUCAACUUUACAAGCGACAUUGGCAAAUGCAGAGACAUGACGCUUUAUGAACGGCCAUUUCACGGUAUUAAAAGAUUUCACAAUUAGAAACUUUUUAAAAACCGAAUUAUCUCCCUCCUUCGAGUAUAAAAUUGAAAGACGUCAUUUUCUACCAAAUGAGCGAAAGAAUAAAUAUCUUUAUUCAUGUUUCCCAUGAAGUAUAAUUGGACCUUUAGCAGCAUCAAAAAUCAAUGAAAAAAAAAGUAUGCUACCUAAGUAGUCAUUUGUUACAGAGUGUAGUUUUCGCAUGUAGCCGAAAAGGAGUUCGUUCGAAAGCCGGCAUCUUGCGGUAACUGAAUUAUUAUAGAAUUAUGCUGCGCGAUGAUUAGUUUUACAACCAUACUUAAUUAAUAUUUUAGAAACGAAAACACAUUUCGGAAUUUCGGUUGACAUUUCAUGAAUUAGCCCACCUACUGUAGAUGGUGGUUUUGACCGCAGUCCAACUUAGGCAUAAAAAACCUUUACCGGAGAAUCUGGACCUCACUAACGAAGGUCGACAGUGAAUAUGUCGCUGGAUAAAUAAAAACACUCCCAACGGAAUUUUUUCUUUUUAAAGCGCAUUGCUGUGGAGUUUUACAGAUAAUUGCUCAUGCAUUUCCCCUUUUUCGAAAAUGAUGACAGAAACAGAUUGACACCGACAAUGGUUCUGCAAUAAACGAAAAAAUCCCUAUUUUGGGAUCGCUUUAGUUAUUAUUACUUUAGUUAUCAUUAAAAGUGUACUCUAGCGGGACAAUGAAAGCGUUAAGUGGUCUUUCUGACGAUUGGAACCGUUCCAGGCGCGUUUCUGAGUUGUUUCUUAACUGUACACAGGGCAGCUAAAGUGGCGAAGACAUGUUUGGCUGUUAAUUCUAGAAUAUUCGCACUUUUCUAGAGACUACGGGUGCAGCGGAACUAGAGAUUGCCCACCGGAACUAUCAUUACUCUCCAGGAUGCAAAAUUGCACACAUUGAAAGGGUGUUUCUUAAGAAGAAAAAUGGUUACUAUAGGGUGUAGGACCCCCAAGUACAUGACAACUCCAAAAAUAUACCUUAAAAUUCAGUGUGACUGUAAACAUCACUAAUUAUCCACCGUUCCCAUUCAUUGAAAUUUCCUUCCUUUUCAGACUUUAUGUAAACUUACCUGCGGCGUUUAAUUCGAAGUUCCUUAUUUUUUGAAAGCUGCUUUUUGUUUAUUUUUUAUUAUCGCGUUCACUUCCUUUGCCAAACAGCAGCAUACGAUAAAAUUUGCAGCAGAAAUUUAAAUAGUUUCCGUGUCUUCUUGCUCUACGUCCUGCGUGUUGCCCCACCCGAUAAAACCCCCUCUACCACCAACGUAUAACAUGGUCCACAGGCUAGCUCAAGUUAGUUGGGGGUCCUACACCCUAUCGUUGUCGAAAACACUCCCCUCUCAUUGGAUGUAAUUCCCGAUCGAAAACCGACAUGGCAACGGGCUCGUGGCCCUGUGGGUAGAGGCGUGGACUUCUAAACCAACAGGUCGCGAGUUCGAGGCUCGGGUGUUCCACACUUCGGGCUUGGGUAUGGCUGGCUGACGACGGCUAAUAAGCCAGAAAUGGCCAUUCCAGUCUCCCUUGUCUUUGUGGGUAAUGUCAGUCUGCCUAUAUAUCAUGCGCCGCUGUACGGCUGCUGGUUGGGCUCGAGAGAGAGCCCUUAAGGCACAACGGAACGAGUGCGGUCCGUAUGAACGAUCGGUGAGCGCCCCCUACCAUUGGAUGUAACUCAGUAAUUCUUGUCGUUUGUCCUACCUGGACUAUGCCUAUUGAAAAAGUCGAGCUUUGAGCUGGCCAACAGGGUUUUAGCGAACCUUGUUCACGCAUAUUAACGUUAUUCUUCAGACCAGUGAACGCCGUUACCAUAAGAAACCGCCCCGAUAUGAAGUAAUGUCGACUUUAAUUAAAAUUACAUUGCUUCCUUGACAACGUAUAAUAUAAGCAAGUCUGGCCAGUGAUUAAGAAAUUUGGGUGGAAUUGGCGGCUGCGAUUGUAAUUACGCAAUUUUCUGUGUCUCUCAAGAGAUCUCUCCUUCAGUAACAUUACUGUGUGAUUUUUGGCGACGAUACAUAUGUGACCAGUAGCAAGAAGGGACUUUUGAAAAUGUUGUAUAAUAAUACAUGAAAUUGUAUACUUGAUGUCUAUGCGCAUGCGUAGCAAGUAUGUUUCUUGUCUAGGUAAUCUGCCGAGUACGGGUGGACUGCGCGCGAUUCUGAAUUACCUCACCGACAACAUUGAACAUGAGAACUGCGCAGCCGCCUGUCUGGCCUGGGUGGCCGAAAAUGCAUGCCGGGCCGGCGCCGAUGUUCCCGACCUACUGCCUCUGCAUGUCUGGCGAGCCAUCCUUGUGCACAACGAGAACAGCCUCGUUGCCGAACAUGCGCUGGCCAUCCUGGCACACUGUACUGUGGUGGGAAAGAUGCACUUGGAGGACGCCAAGUCGACUGCCUCAAUGGGACCGAACGAGACUACCUUCCUGGAGACCCUGAUAGACAACAGUACCUUCUGGAAUGCAAACACCUUUCAGAUGAUAUAUGACCUCAUUGAAAAGCACGCCUCAGUCGACCGAGUGUUGGGCAACGGCUUCGCUCUGUUGGAUGCAGUCUUCUGCCCACCGGGACACAUCAGCUUUCAGAGAAAGGUGGAGAACGCCUUCUGGGAAAAGCAUGCAAAACUGUGCCAGAAACUGUGUGAGAUGGGCUUUGUUGAUCUCAUCCUCGGUGCUCUGCGGAAGGUGCGAGAGGGUAUUUCCGAGUUGUUGAGGCCUGCUCUGUCUGUGUUGUGGAAGCUGAGUGUUGACCGUGAGUACUCUUUUCCAACUGCACCCCUUUCAUUACAUACUGUUAACUGUAUCCCAUUUUCCAUACUACUACAAUUCGUGCAGCACUAUCUAUGGUCACACUGCGACGUCAGCAGCGGCAUUAUGUAACAGCAUUACAAUAGUCAAGUGGGGCCAGGGACAGAACAGUAGGCGGCCGUUUCAUUGUACAAAAGUCUCUGGGAUCUGAAAACUCACCCGGGUUCUUUCCUCUUCUUCUUUUUCAGGUAAAAACGCUAAGAGCUUCAUUGAAAAGGGCGCAUUUGUAGCAGUCUACGACGCCAUGAAGGCCUAUCCACAGCACAUUGGCGUUUUGAAUCAAGCAGCACUUUGUAUUUCUGCUCUGGCCAGUGAAAGUAAGCGUCUCAAAUUUCCCCCUACUCUUUAGCUGCGCUAACGGAGGAAGCACUGACUGACCUGGAUGUCAGUGCUCUUCUAUUGACCAUGGUGGAAAACUUCCUCAGUUACCCGGACCUUUGUCAUAAUGCCCUCCUGGCCAUGAGCACAAUUCUCCACAGAUCAGGUGAGAUAAACAAGACGUUUCCAAAAUUAGAGGGUCAGGCAAUUGUGUUGGAUUCAAAACAUGAAUCAACUAAUCUUGGCAAUCUCUCGUUUUACGAUGUCAUCAAAACUGCACAAGGACUGAUAAGUAUUUCGGGUUUUGUAGCAGAAUGUGACGAAAAACGGUUUUUGCCUCUUAGUCUGUGAAUAAUUAUGGCUGUUCUAAAUAUGCCGUUUUCACACACAGUAUCCCGACUGUCUCUGGCGACGAGGUUGGCCACGCUCCGGUAAGGCAGGUGCAGCAUCGUGAUCACGUCGUUAUCCACGAACAUGACAUUUAUGAAAGCAAAUUAUGGGCAUUAGGGAGCUCAAUCAACCAGACGGAGAUGAACAACGUAAGCUUCAAAUUAGCAUCUAACUGGCUGCCUUCGGGCUACCUUGCUUACACCGGCCAGUUGCAUUAACCAGUCUCUAUUCCGUUCUUCCUGACUCGCAGGGCGAGCCGACUUUUAGUCAAAGGUAAGGCUCUUAUGUACCGAAAAUAACUGACUCGAUCCAUAAGUUCUGACCGGGAAAAUUCCCCACUUCCCGUAAUCUGGCCCGACAGCAUUCUCUAACAGCUGGAAGAAGGGGAGUUUUAAUGUGGGCAUACAUUUGUCAUAAUACUUUACUUUAGAUGUUCAAACUUCUCACGGCCAGCGUUCACACAUGACUUUCCAUGAGCGAAUUUCAUGAGAUUUGAACUUGCCUGUGCGUUCUUACUCUUCAGAUGUGCCAACAAGAGUGAUAAAAAUGUGGUCCCUAUUUGAAGUACCGUUGCUUUAAGGCUUUCCUGGUUAAAACCAUUUUUUAGCCUAAAUAAUCCUCCAGUUCAGUGACGCUGUUCAACAGUGGCCUCAUUUCAGUUUGUUUUUAACGACGAUCGGUACACAUGACCAUGUCAUACCCGUAGAGUUUCAGGCAUGCAGGAACUAAUCGUGUAUUUUGUCCUAAAGAUUAAAAACAAAAGAGCAAUUAUGACCCGCGUCUUCGUCAAGUUCACUUUUUGUGUGUCCUAGGACUGAAACACGUAAAGUAGUAUUGAAGCAGAGCAAUCCGGUAGUGUCCACUGCAUCACGGCACACCAUCUUGCAAUUAUAACAGGUCGAUAGACGUCCUCCCACUUGCGGCAACUAGCUGCCCAGUUAGUGAGCACAUCUGAGCCUCAGCCUGUCUGGGCUUGUGAAGUAUGACGACAGUAACCCGACCACCAGAAUUAACCGUUCCGAUCUUCUCUCUUGUCUUCGUCAGUGACACGUCUGUCUUGUUGGUCGCUCGCCACUACUCGUCUAUUUACGUGGGUUUGAAGCUAAAUGAGACGUCCCUAUUCUGUGCUGCAACCAGGCCAAAUCGAUGAACUCCACUCUCAGGUCACUUUAUGCCUUUUUUUCUUACAGAAAAGCAGGCACUUCAUUUUAUUCAUUGCGUGAACAUGGACAACGAAUCCAAAGCUAUCAAAUGUCUGGACGACAUCUACAGAACGCACUUUGACAACCUGACAAUAAUUGAGGCGGUGUGCUCCGUGGCUGACGCCAUGUUAAGUUAUGGUAAUUAGCUCUUGUGCCUUAUUUUUGUUCAAAGCAAACAGGGUUUUUAGGAAAGAAAGCCCAGUCGAUGUUAAAAAAAACCCGCUCACUAUAACAGUCAUUGGAGUAAAGGAGCAUUGGUUGUUUGAUCGCCGAAUGUUAGGUUGUAGAGGGUACUUCUCGCCCUUGCGGCAGACUUGUUUAAAUAAAACGCUAAGACCCAGAGUCUGAUGCAAAUUACUGGUCACAACCCACUAGCCUCCCCGUAGACAGAAUGAUUUGCGCUUUAUAAUAAAAUUAUUAUUUCUAUCAAUCGAGUGUGGAGUGAAUUCGGUGGAAGAGGAACUUCCAGGUUUAACCCCGAUUUAGGUAAAAUACUACUAGCUUCACCGAUAGUGAUACAUGCUUUUGAACAAAAUUAUUUUACAAUAAUAUUAGCGCGGCCACUUGUUGAAAGUUUGCGCAAAUUGUUAAAAUUACAGACUAUUUCCACUUGUCUGACUUUGCAUGACCCAUAGUCUUGGCUGAAAAGAGUAAAGCGAAGUCAUAACGGUCAUUUGUCUCUUUUCUUUAUUAAAAAGUCUGUGCACUUUCUUUUGAUUCUAUUUCCGACCUUCAAGUACUACCUUAACUACCAUGCUUUUUUUGCAGAUGGCAUUGUCGAAGCGCUAGUGGGGGAACUGGACAAGAUUAAGCGACUUCUCAAGGAGAUUUUCAACCGAUUUCCCGUAAUUCAUGUACGUUCUCUUAUUCUCAUGCGCUCAGCGGGUUAUGCACAUAAGCUAUUUUGUACGCGCCUAAACCAAUGUCAGUCUCAUCAUGCCGCGGAGUGCUGGGGAUAUAUAUGCCGUUCACUUCAAGCGACCGGUCGACUACCGAAACCGAAUUUCAGCCUUCCCAGUCCUUCUUUUCGUAUUUUGAUUUAGUUCUCGGUGGGGAACAGUGUUCGACUGUUUUGCAUCAAAGUAUCCAGCAACGCAAAAACAAAGGGAGACAGCGUGCGCCAGACGACAGUUCGACCGUCGCGAGCGACAAUGUCCCCUGUGUGCCCAACGAGACGGACACAUGAUGGUGACUUGCGUAGCACCUACCACACUCUUCCAUCUGGCUUCGAUAGCAUAAUGUCAAGGCGUGUUCGUACGCAGUAUCUGACAGACCUACACAACCCGCGUAGGCGUGCAAUACAUAACCUGGUCCCACGGCAUGUACAAGAGCGGACUAGCUAAGGAUUUGUACUUCUGGGAUUCGUUUUUCGAACGCCUUCUCCAAGACAAGAUGACGGGAGGGCUCAACUGAUAUACGUGCUUUUUCAUUUUAGGGAAUUGGAGACGUUUGCGCCGGUGCUCUGCGCAAGAUACCGGCCGAAUACUGGCAAGACGAACCAAUCAGCACGAGGACCUCCGUUACGGCAGACUCAUAA